Molecule: messenger RNA, 1362 nt
Organism: Cimex lectularius (bed bug)
Lineage: Eukaryota; Metazoa; Arthropoda; Insecta; Hemiptera; Cimicidae
Product: tachykinin-like peptides receptor 86C
Exons: 11
Coding region: 27-1226 (399 amino acids)
Biological process (GO): G protein-coupled receptor signaling pathway
Cellular component (GO): plasma membrane
Molecular function (GO): tachykinin receptor activity
Source: RefSeq, a predicted model, not a curated record
GGGAACAACCCUCUUUCCAUGUUGCUAUGGAUAGCGAUGUAGACAACAUAACGUGUCUCAACAUGACCACCGUCCAGGGCGUUAAGUCGGCGGUGGCAGGGAUGGACUUCACCCUCCAGGCGAUGUGGGUGCUGCUUUUCUCCGGGAUGUUGUUCAUCGCCAUAUCAGGCAAUACGAUGGUCAUCUGGAGCGUCAUCGCGCACAGAAGAAUGAGGACUGUUACGAAUUACUUCCUCGUCAACCUGAGUCUCUCCGACCUCGUCAUGUCCAUCUUCAACUGUAUCUUCAAUUUUAUUUCCAUGAUGAACAAUGAUUGGACUUUCGGAACGCGAUACUGCACCAUCAACAACUACCUGGCCAACGUGAGCGUCGCCGCAAGCGUCUUCACUCUGACCGGAAUCACGAUCGACAGGCAUUUGGCCAUAAUAAAACCGCUGAAGCCGCGGAUGUCCAAAGCGUCGGCGCAGCUGAUCAUCGGUGGCAUUUGGGCGUUGAGCUUCCUCAUCGGCUCCCCUUGCCUCGUCUAUUCGACAACGAUAACCCACAAAGCCAGCGGACUAACCGCCUGCAUACUCCAGUGGCCGGAUGGAUAUUCGGGCGUUUCAACAUUAGACUAUAUAUAUAACUUGAUUUUUUUCCUGGUCACGUACCUGAUACCCAUCGCUGCGAUGAUCUGCUGUUACACGACGAUGGGCAGGGAGCUCUGGGGGUCCAAGACGAUCGGGGAGCUCACUCAAAGGCAGAUAGAUUCCAUCAGAUCCAAAAGAAAAGUGGUGAGAAUGUUUAUUCUGAUCGUGCUCGUCUUUGGACUGUGCUGGCUCCCGUACCACUCGUACUUCAUCUAUGUACAUCACAGGCGGGACCUCGUCUACUCAAAGUACAUCCAACACGUGUACCUCGGCUUCUACUGGCUGGCCAUGGCCAACGCCAUGCUCAAUCCACUCAUCUACUAUUGCAUGAAUCAGAGGUUCAGGGAUUACUUCAGGAUGGCGAUUUGCGAGUGGGACUGCAGACUUGGAUUGUGCGACGACCCUCUGCAGGCCGACGGCGGCGAGACGCCACCUCCGAUCAAGAGAUGCAGCCAUUCGUACUCCAGAUCAGGUGGUACAAGACUAUGUCAGCUAGCUCUGUCACAAGCCGACUGUCGUGAUACUAAACUAUACGAGAAUGCAGUAUCUCAAAUGCCAUUAAUGCGAAAUUCUCCAAUAUGGAAUAAAUGGACGUAGAUCUAAUUAGCGCCACCCGGAAAGAAUGAAAAUUAACUAAAACAUAGAGGGACGGGUGAAGACUCGGCCCUUCCAGCUAACAGGCAGCUGCUCAAGGGUCAGAAGACUUGCAUCAAUCGUUCCUACAUCAUUUCGU